This is a messenger RNA of Pecten maximus, 4745 nucleotides long. RefSeq names its product protein NDNF-like. The record is from RefSeq and is a predicted model, not a curated record. The transcript is spliced from 4 exons. Lineage: Eukaryota; Metazoa; Mollusca; Bivalvia; Pectinida; Pectinidae. Gene Ontology annotation, molecular function: protein binding. The coding region runs from base 1013 to 2611 and encodes 532 amino acids.
UGGCGGUGUGGUAUCUCAUCAGUUGUAAUAGUCUACUACGGUCAGACACACGCAUCCCGUGAGCGGUGUUCACACUUGACCAAUGUAAUACAGUAGAGCGACUUUGCGUGGAAAUAUACAUUUAGAACCAGUAACUACAAUGAAAGUGUGUAAUAAUAGAGUCGGCUGGUUGAGUGUCUUGUGGUUUUUCUCGUGUGUAUAUACAGUAUAUAUGUAUGGGAUCAAUGGGACAACAUAUUAGGUGGUCUCUGGUCGCUCACCUGUCCACAGUCAGACAAGUGCGCUCAGAUCGAUCUGUCUGCCUCUGUAGCACGUGCUUCGCUCGCGAUGCCUUUCUCUUUUGUGUUGUUUUAAUAGAGUGUAGUUGGUCAUUUAUUAGCGGGGUGUAUACAGGUUAGCGGUCUGGCCGCUAUCUCCGCAGUUUUAUUGGUGUGUAAAGCCCGCAUACGUCAGACAGAAGUAAAGGCAUUGGGCAUCAUCAGUUGAAAUCACUUUGAAUUUUAAAAGUGGCAUGACACCAACAUACACAUUCUGCUAUACUGCUUCUCCUAACCUUCACGUGUAAUGCCGGCUAAGGACACUCCGGAUACAUUUUCUACGACUGAUGAUGGGAACCAAAGAUGUCCAGAAAAAUCUACUUCACGUGAAGUGGUAAACAAAUCCUAGGAAGACACGUGCUAAAUACAACACGAGAACACACGCAAAGUGGUAAACAAAGUACUAGAAGACAUGUUAGGCGAAUUUAAGUGUACUUCGUGUAGUUUUCUGGAGGUGCACGACGGCGAGUGAUCCAUGGAAAUGGAAAAUAUGUGUUUGAGAAAUAUGGAUGGAAAAGUUAUAUCAUUAUCGCCGUGUUAUGCACGUGAUUUCAUUUAUAUAGAUAGGACCCAUGUCGAGGAUAAUUUCAUAUGUGCUGUGUUGAAGCAGAAAAAGAGCAUCUCCGGAUAUGUAUCUUAUAUAGACGGUAUCGAGUUUCCUGUCCAAUGCAAUUCAUGAGAAUAGCAGGUUCACCAUGGUACGACCGCUCGAACCUUCAAAUGGCUGCUGUACUGGACUACUCACCGAACUCAUCAUCCUCCUUGUGAUCCUGCUGCACGUGCGAAGGGGCGUCGCCUCCGAAUGGCCCGUACCCGACGUAUUUUAUGAUACGAAGGUUAUACCCGAGGAUAACGAAGUCACUGCCUAUUUAUUCAGAAACGAGAUAGAAAGUGUGUUUUUCCUGCCAGAUGAUGAAACACCAGUGAGUAUUAGCGUCAUCCCGUGUGCAUCAGCGUUAGAAUGGAACGUCACCUAUUCAACAUUUAACAAAAGUGACCGAGGAGAACGUCCCUAUUACAACCACACGGGGGCCGGAAAGCACACAUUCACAUUGAGUGGCAAGUUAAUCUUCAAGAUAUCUUUACGGCCCCUCACUAGCGAUACAAGGGUUCAUUUCCUUGCAACAAAACAAGUUAAUUCUGUUGCCUACCCAGCGCUUCCUAAAGACUAUAAAGUAGAAGGUGCCGAGGUUCAGCGGAGGCGAAUAUCCGUAUCGUGGAAGGCAAGUCCAGAGGAGACUCCUUAUGACAAUAUUAUCACUUAUUGUGUCGCCAUCAGUAGGGGGAGAUCAUAUCCCACUCACUGCUCGCUCAAUGCACAUUUAUAUGGGGACAGUUAUAUGAAACCGCCGGUAGGCGCUGGUUUCGGAUUCGCAAAGGAGAAAAAGAGAUUUAGAGAGAUGGAGAGAAAGGCGAGGCCUGUGAAGGCUGCUAAGCGUGGUCAAAUAGUGUACAAGUGCAUUGGAAGUCGCACGAAUUAUAUUUAUACACGGGCGAAACCUAAUACAAGGUAUUACAUUGAUGUGUAUGUCAUCAAUAAUAAUACGAACCGUACAAGUGCUUAUACGGGAUUAGAGUUGAAGACAAUGAGAGGGAAAAAAGUCAAAAAUCUCAAAUUUAACAAAGUUAAUAAAGUAACGUUAAGUCGACCGAAACAGAAGGAAGGUCUCAAGUUUAAAUUGACAACGUUUACUAGUAAAGUGUUUCUUGCCAUUCAUGCAUGCAGAGGAAAGGUCAAAUUCCAAGUAAUGCGUAGAGGGAAAACUAUCGUAAACACGAGGAUAAGGAAUAUAAAGAAAAUGACUUUAAGAGAUUUGGAACCGGAUGAUUAUCUUGUGAAAAUAACUAAUUCACGGAAAGGAAGACGGAAUGUACGUGUGUUUAUAAGCAAUAGUACUAAAGUGUUUCAACAGUACCCGGAUCUACCAAACGAUACACGGAUACUAGUGUUCGAUGAACAGAUCACAUGCAGCAAUGUGACAAUCGCCUGGCUUGAGGCGGGUGAAAGACAAACAUAUUGUCUUUACAAGAAAGAAAUACCCGCCAGCACCAAACGAAAACGGCGGCGAAAUAAAACAGAUUCAUGUAAAACGUCGUCUGUAAAAAGUAGUGAAAAAAUCAUUUGUAAAAAAUUUAGUAGGAGACAUAGGAAUACAAACACUGGUGUUACGACCUAUGAAAUAACAGGCUUAAAGCCCGAUACAACCUACCAAUUUGACAUUCUUGUUAGUCGGCGGAAACGGCACUCAUUGCCGUACCAAAGUGUUGUUACUCAGACAAGAACGGGAUGCUGAGCUUUUCUGUGAGUGAAUGACGAGUGCAAGGUAUAUGAAAUGUAGUCUGAAUGUCAAUCUUAAGGAGAUCUGUGAUUUUGCUACUAAAAGGCGGGAAUGUAUUUCCGGACAAACUGUGCCACUGUGAUGUCGUUUUGACCUAGAUUACCUAGAGUAAAAAUUCACUCCCCGUCAGACUCACAAUAAACCUUGCGGGGAGUAGAAACAAUACAAAGGGCAAUCGAGGGUAUAUUGACCAAGCCGAUGAAUACAAUCCUCAUAACACUUUGUCAUCGAUUUUCUCAGAUAUUAACACACCUCAGUUGAUUCGUCGAACUUGUCCCAUCUAUAAAAUGAAUUGGCUGUUUGUAUGGCUUUCCAUGGAAGGUCCUCAACGUUUAAGAAAUAAAACAAAAAUGGCUACAGCAUAAUACAUAUAUCUGUCUAAAGAAAUGGUGAUCAUUUGAUUCAAACACAUUACAUAAAAGGAAUAGAAAGUCUGCUCAUCGUCACUGUAUGGUGGUUUGUUACGUAGUACUCCAUGAUCCUGGGUAACGUCUGCUCAGUUUGGGCUUUACUCCUUGUAAGGGAGAUAACUCUUUUUAUCUCCUCACUUCCGAGUUAGGUUGUAACAUUCCGAGCCCCUGAUGUUUGAGAGCUGUUGCGAGGAUAAAGGGAAGUUCAUAAGGAAUAUAUUUAAUCUCUAGUAUGACACUUUUCUUACAAAAACAACAACAAAAUCUCAACGACAUCACGUUCUAAACAAAUUGUGGGAUUUAAUCCAGCUCAUGUUCUGAAAGACUGACUUCUAUUUCUCUAUGAUAUUCAGAUAUUGUUACAUUUAUUUCAAUUUUGUUUCAACUCGAUACAAUAACUAAUUAUUCUUUAUGCGUGCAAUACAUGUAUGUUGUAUAUUAUGAUCUGAUAAAGACAUUCACCAAUUUAAACACAUCCAAAUUUACUAUUCAAUCAAUCGGGGGUCAAAGGUUAACCACACUGAUCGUCUAUCGCUCAUUAAGAAAACUGUAAAUGAAAUCCAUUCUUGAUGUUAUUUAAAAUCCUUAAUUACCAUGUUGUGUAUCCGUGAAUAUUGCCGCCUACUCUGUGUUACGGAGAAAAUUCUCCAUAUUUAAUGUUGUCAAAACACAUCAUACCUAAAGCACGUAAAUGCUUCAUUUUGAUUCAUAAAUUUCAUCAGGUAGGGUGUAUCGGUAAGUGGCAUGUAGUACAGUGUUCCGUUGGCUAGUGUUCAUUAUGCAAUAAGUUUCAUUUUAUAUAUAUAUAUGCUUUCAUGUACGUAAAAUUUACUAUGUUUAUAUGCAUUGUAGUAGGAUACAUUGUAGUGAUAUAUUUAUAUAUUUGUUAAACACGAGUUACAUUUAUUUUAGAUAGCUACAGUGUAUGAACAGAUUGUGUCUGUACAUACAACUACAAUGUAUUUGAUACUACAAUGCAAAUAAAUGAUAGUAUUAUUUUAUAAAUACAAUUCAUACUAUACUUACAUUACACGUAUGGUGUUAAAAAUAGAUGACAUAAAACGCGUUCCAAUUCCUACUCCAAACCAUCAUCCACACAUCUAGCCCCGCCACUCUUUCUCCGCCCUUUAUAAACUUUGAAUAUGUACUGAGAAGAUCAGAAAUAAGUUCCCUAGUGAGGAUUUUUUCUUUAUUUCAUAAGUUAUCAUCUCAUAACAACCAUUCAUGCUGAGUGUAUGAACAUAAGUCACUUACUUUCAGAGUGAGAGAAAGCAUUUAAAAAACGCAUUUUGUUAUGUGGUUAAAAGUUAAAGGAACACGUCAUAGCUUCUUCAUAAUUUACAAUCUUAAUCAUCAACAUCUUAUUUUCGUUUUCCUUUCCAUCCCAUAUUUUAUGUGAUAGAUCAUUGGGUUGAGAAAUGACAACUUAAAUGGCAUUUUGGAUCAGAGGAAAUGUUCGCUUAAACACUGUGAACCAACGGAGCCCGUGUACUGUAGUUACUGAUCUUGUCAGUCACGUCAUGAAAUCGACAUGAUAAUCAUCGAUAAAGUGUUUGCAAAUAUUUAUCAAGCAUUCUAAUUUAUUUCUUACACAUGGUGUCAACAUAUGCUAAUUAAGUUUAGACAUCAUUGCCACUGUUGAUAUUAAAUUAAUUUCAUAUUUGUUUAAAUAAUUGAAA